Contarinia nasturtii (swede midge) is the source of this 2512-nucleotide messenger RNA. Its product is annotated as SOX domain-containing protein dichaete-like. The transcript has 2 exons. The record is from RefSeq and is a predicted model, not a curated record. Bases 658 to 1623 code for a protein of 321 amino acids. Gene Ontology annotation, molecular function: RNA polymerase II cis-regulatory region sequence-specific DNA binding; DNA-binding transcription factor activity, RNA polymerase II-specific. Gene Ontology annotation, biological process: cell differentiation; regulation of DNA-templated transcription; anatomical structure morphogenesis. Lineage: Eukaryota; Metazoa; Arthropoda; Insecta; Diptera; Cecidomyiidae.
GCACACAUAAUUUUUUUUUUGGAUCAAGACACAAGAAAAACACAUCACAACAGCUCAAAUAUUGAAAUAAAAAAUAACACAACAUAAAAUAGAAAAAAAAACGAAAACAGACACUACAGCAAAAGAUAAAAAGUAAUAAAACUAUUGUAUGUGCAUUGAGAAGCACAAAUCAACAAUACUUUCAAUAAAAAUAUACAUUUCCGAUGAAUAAAAACACUCGUCCGACUACAAAAAUAUAAAGUGAGCUCAGAAAAAUAUUUCCAAAGGCGAUAAACUUUUAUAAACGGACAAAUAUUUCGUUAUUGGAUUUUAUCCUGAGCUAUCGUUUUACAAAUAAGUUAUGCUAAUUGAAUUGUGCUCUGAUUUGAAGUUUUUUAAGAUAGUUUGCAGUAACAAAUAAUUUUGAAGAUAUCAGAACCUAAAUCAAUAAUUUAAAUGUGUAAAAUUGUGAUAUAAAAAACGAAAUUUGAAAAUAUUAGAACUAAGAUAAAGUUGUGCAAAGAGAUAAAGUUACAAAAAAAUUCAAGAGUAUAAAUAAAAAUUACGUGACAAUUUCAAGAACUCAAAACGAAUUAGUUUUUAAAAAGUGUUGUCAAACAAUAAUUCUGGUUUUAUAUUUUUGAAAUACAAACAUUCAAUUUGAAAAAUUUCUAUAUCAUGAUGAUGGCAACACAUCCACAUUAUGGAUUUCUGCCAGGUGGAUUACAAAUGCCACAACAUGGUGACUAUGCGCCGCAACCGUCGCAAUCACCGAACGAUCAUUUGUCAAUUAAACGUGAACCAAACAAUUAUCAGUCGGCAAAUGGUAUGAUUCACUCAUCGAGUAUGGGUCAAUCACCACCAAAUAAUAAUUUAACUGGUGUUCAAAUGUCUCCAGGCGGUGAUGGUCACAUCAAACGGCCAAUGAAUGCAUUUAUGGUGUGGUCUCGUUUGAAGCGUCGUCAAAUUGCCAAAGACAAUCCAAAAAUGCAUAAUUCCGAAAUUUCAAAACGUUUGGGGGCCGAAUGGAAACUUCUGACUGAGGAUGAUAAGCGUCCAUUUAUUGAUGAAGCGAAACGUUUGCGCUCCGAACAUAUGAAAGAUCAUCCGGAUUAUAAAUAUCGGCCAAGAAGAAAGCCAAAGAAUCCAUUGUCAGCUACAAAUGGUGCGGUUGGUUUAUCGAGUUUGGGGGGAAUUUCAAGUACUGGCAAAGGUCACAUAAGCGCUACAUACAAUCCAUUUCAUCAGCUAUCAGUACCACCAUAUUUUGCACCAUCGCAUGCUCUCGAACAGUAUCCAUACUUUAGUGGUUUCGACCCAUUAACAUUAUCAAAGUUCCAUCAAUCUCAGAAUGCAAGCACAGUACAACCAACCGCAUUAGAAGCACAAAAAGCGCCACAGCUACCUCCAACCUCACUGGGUUCAUUUUACUCGGGCAUCUAUUCGGGUAUGUCAGCCGCCGCAGCUCCAUUGUAUGCUGCACAUGCAGCCAGCAGCAUUUAUACGUCAUCAACAUCAUCUACAUCUCCCGGCUCAAGUCCUGGUAUUGGCAACGGUAGCCACAAUAAUCAAACGAAUGGAAACACAAACACAUCAAAUAUGGAUGUUAUGGAUAUACGAAGACCGGUACAAGUGAUUUACUAAAACCCACUUUGACUGUUAAUUGAACAAUAUGAAAUAAUAAAGAGUAAAAAUCCCGCAAGAGAACAUUAGUUUUGUUUGGAUGAUAUUCAUCAGCACUCAUGAUCUUCAAAAAAAAAACCAUCCAUACAAAACAUUAGUAGAAAAAUAGCAAUAUCCAUACGUGAAAUGUUCUCAUCGUUGUUGUCAUUUGCUGUCGAACGUUAUGGAAAACAUUGUACAAACAAAUAGGAACACUUUCGAUGGCGAAGAAAAACAAUGGUAGUUUCAGAGGACGCAGACAACAGACUAUAUGAACACAACCAUAAUUUAUUAGAAUGUAACGGAAAAUCUUUAUUAUUCUAGAGCAAGAAAAAAAAACUAAGUAAUAAUUUCUAUGUAACAUACUAUAUAUAUAUAUUGAGAAAUCAUAAGAAAAUCUACGUUUUAUUUUAUAUUUUCAAUGAAAACACUACAAAAUUUUAAUAAAUACGAUUCGAAAAAAAAACAUUCCACACAUAUACACUCACAUUAAAACGAAAAAAUCGAUUUAAAUAUAAAAGGCCCAAAAAUGAUUGCACUGGCAUCAAAGAAAAAUGAACAAAUAAAAUAAAAUAAAUAUUCCUCAAAAAAUAGAAUAGAAGAAGUAAGAAAUCAAGAAGUAAAUAAGCCACAAAACUCUCAAAAAAAUUUAUAAUAAUGUUUUAAUUUUAUCGAUGAAACAGUCUUCUUUUCACGAAACGGUGCGCAUUAAUUGAUUUGUGUUGUUCUUGUGUUUUAAUUAAAAUGUGAUAAGAAUCGAUGAAAAUCGCUCACAAAUGGAAAAAAUAUAAGAUUUCAGUAUUAUCAUAUGUUUAUUCAUGGUGACAUUUUUUUAGCAAAUUUUCAGUUCUUCUAGGCAGCAGAAAAUAAG